AUGCUGCUGCUGAGGACUCUCGCUCCCUGCCUGCUGCUGGCUUUCCUCGGGCAGCAGGUCUCUCUCUCUUCCGCUGCUCGAUCGGCGGACAAGCUGACCGGCAGAGCGCAGAGGAGCGACAACAAGGGGGCCCGAGGGAAGUUCUCCACCAGGGACAAGAUGCAGUGCACGUGGAGCGUUAGAGUGGUCGGGGACACAGUGAAGCUGCCGGUCAAGUGCGAGAACCCGGAGGCGCGCAUCAAAGGCGGGGUCACCGAUCUGAGCUGUGAGUACAACGCCAAGCCUGCGACGUGCCCGGGUUACCUGUCCGACCCCCGGGGCUUCUGGAAGCAGGUGGGCCGCGCGCUCAAGAAGCUGCAGAGUAAAGUGUGCAAGGACGAGCGCGCGCUGGUGAAGGCCGGCAUGUGCAAACGCGCGCCGAAAGACGCGCACUUUAAGCUGAACAUCUUCAGCUCCGUGUCCGCCGCUCAGUCCGGAGAUGUCCCGACGCCGCCACCCCGAACCACCACCACCACCUCCUCUCCCGGCACCGGCACCGGACCCACAGCCUGCACGAAGCGCGCGGACCACAGCAAAACGGCCGAAGAUUACUGCAGCAGCUCGUGGGCCAGUGUGUGUUCCUUCUUCCUGUCUAUGCUACAAAGCGAGGACUGCUAGUUUUACUGGACAUGUGGACACAUCAGACUGUAAGCAGGACUUGGUGUUAAACUGUGGUGACACAGCCAGGGUCAACACAUCUCACAUUUUUAAUCAUUAAUAAGCAAAUAUUCUCUCCUCAAUGUGCAUUUUCCAGGUAAACUGAAUGAUUUUCAGUUGUCACAUUCACCAAUAUUGGCACGAGUGCUGUUAAAAUGGGACACCUGGCAAAUCGGGACAGUUAACAAAAACCUUUUAGUGGUUCACAUUACUGUUUCAAUUAGGUUGUAUUUUCACUGUGAGGUUAUUCAAAGAAAAUAAAAUGUUGACAUGACUUCUUUAAUUUCUCUGUUUUAUAUCAAAGUAUAUGGUGUCCCAUUUUGACAAUGAAGGUGUCUCAUUUUGCCAGUAACAUCUGUAGAAAAGUGGCCUCAGGAUGUUGUGUUUGAGAUGGAGUCCUCAGUUCUGCAUUUAUCUUUAUAUUUUCUUCCGUAUAUUGUAGUAAAGGAGGUUGUGCUUCUAGAAUAACAUUAAGUUUGGAGCUGACGCUGUAGAGUGGUUCUGUAAAUUGCUCCAGAAUGCACAUUUUCAGAAAGCGUCCCAUUUUACCACUACUCAUCCUACGUGUUUUGUAUUACUCAGGUGUGUUUAUUUAUCAGGGGUUUGUCUGAAUGUGACUAAACAAAUCUGAACUGAAGCUAAUGUUAAGUUUUGUUUAAAUGUAGUAACUUAUCAGCACAAGUGGAAAGCAGCAUUUUCUCAAGCGCUGUGUUAACAGUUUUUGAGCUACUUGUACUUGAGUGUAUCAGUUUUAUUCUGUUUAAAAGUAAAUAAUGGAGAUUUUAUUCAACUACAUGUAUCUGACAGCUGCUGUUGCUGAUCAGAUUAAUGUCAUCUCUUUUUAGAUUAAAACAAUUCAAAACGUGAUCAAAAUACAAAACAUGAUUUACUGUUACAGAUUAAACACUAUAAGAUAGCUACAACUAGCUCCAACUGCAAAUGUCAUUCUUUUGUUUUAUACUUAAAGUUGUUUGUUGCUAAAUCUUAAUACUAAAUUUGAUUUUGACUAUUCAAAUUUCUAAUUGAUACACAUUAAAGCAAUUUAAAAGAUGUGAAAAAAUUAAGAUACCCUACAACACAAGUGAUCAUCUUUGAACUGUAUCAACUACUUUUUUUUAAGUGUAUUCUAGUUCUCCUGUUCUCAGUCCAUACAAUCUCACACUCCCGGCUUCUUAAUUUUAUACAUUUAAUGUUUUCCACAUAGUCACCAGAUACAAACCAGGCUCUUACAGUCAGCAGGUGGCUCACAUAGCCCUAAAGGGGUUUCAGACUUUAAAUUGUUGGAUCUGAGAAUAAUACUAGUAAUACCACUGUAAAUAGUAAACAUGUUAAUGCUUUUACUUGUAAAGAAGUAUUUUAAUAUAACAAUACAACUAUUUUUCUGCUGUUGUUUAUUACACAGAUCUGAUUAUCCUGCAGAGUUGUAUAUUCUCUACCUCUAGUCAUCUAUCAGUCAACCACUAAAAGCACCAUUGUAUUUAUGCAUCACAAAUAAAUAUUUUCUAUUUA
This is a messenger RNA of Stegastes partitus (bicolor damselfish), 2205 nucleotides long. Its product is annotated as fibroblast growth factor-binding protein 1. Gene Ontology annotation, biological process: cell-cell signaling. The record is from RefSeq and is a predicted model, not a curated record. Lineage: Eukaryota; Metazoa; Chordata; Actinopteri; Pomacentridae. The transcript has a single exon. The coding region runs from base 1 to 657 and encodes 218 amino acids. Gene Ontology annotation, molecular function: growth factor binding.